AUGGCCGAGAAGGGCGACUGCAUCGCCAGUGUCUAUGGGUAUGACCUUGGUGGGCGCUUCGUUGACUUCCAACCCCUGGGUUUUGGUGUCAAUGGGCUGGUGCUGUCAGCUGUGGACAGCAGGGCCUGCCGGAAGGUGGCUGUGAAGAAGAUCACCCUGAGUGACUCCCGCAGCAUGAAGCAUGCGCUCCGGGAGAUCAAGAUCAUCCGGCGCCUGGACCAUGACAACAUCGUGAAGGUGUACGAGGUGCUGGGGCCCAAGGGCACUGACCUGCAGGGCGAGCUGUUCAAGUUCAGCGUGGCCUACAUUGUCCAGGAGUACAUGGAGACCGACCUGGCACGCCUGUUGGAGCAGGGCACGCUGACAGAGGAACACGCGAAGCUGUUCAUGUACCAGCUGCUCCGAGGGCUCAAGUACAUCCACUCUGCCAACGUGCUGCACAGGGACCUGAAGCCCGCCAACAUCUUCAUUAGCACGGAGGACCUCGUGCUCAAGAUCGGGGAUUUCGGGUUGGCGAGGAUCGUUGACCAGCAUUAUUCACACAAGGGUUAUCUGUCGGAAGGGUUGGUAACUAAGUGGUACCGCUCACCACGCCUGCUCCUCUCCCCAAACAACUACACCAAAGCCAUCGACAUGUGGGCCGCCGGCUGCAUCCUGGCCGAGAUGCUCACGGGGAGAAUGCUCUUUGCCGGGGCCCACGAGCUGGAGCAGAUGCAGCUCAUCCUGGAGACCAUCCCCGUGAUCCGGGAGGAGGACAAAGACGAGCUGCUCAAGGUGAUGCCUUCCUUCGUCAGCAGCACCUGGGAAGUGAAGCGGCCGCUGCGCAAGCUGCUGCCCGAAGUGAACAGCGAAGCCAUUGACUUUCUAGAGAAGAUCCUGACCUUUAACCCCAUGGAUCGCCUAACAGCAGAGAUGGGGCUGCAGCAUCCCUACAUGAGCCCAUACUCGUGCCCCGAGGACGAGCCCACCUCACAGCACCCCUUCCGCAUCGAAGAUGAGAUCGACGACAUCCUGCUGAUGGCCGCCAACCAGAGCCAGCUCUCCAACUGGGACAGGUGCAGUUCCAGAGGCCUCCAGUACCCUGUGAGCCUGUCAUCGGACCUGGAGUGGAGGCCGGACAGGUGUCAGGACGCCAGCGAGGUACAGCGCGACCCGCGCGCGGGCUCCGCGCCGCUGGCUGAGGACGUGCAGGUGGAUCCGCGCAAGGACUCGCAGAGCAGCUCCGAGCGCUUUCUGGAGCGCUCGCACUCGUCCAUGGAGCGCGCCUUCGAGGCCGACUGCGGCCGCUCCUGCGACUACAAAGUGGGCUCGCCGUCCUACCUGGAUAAGCUGCUGUGGCGCGACAACAAGCCGCACCACUACUCAGAGCCCAAGCUCAUUCUGGACCUGUCGCACUGGAAGCAGGCGGCCGGGGCGCCCCCCAGUGCCGCGGUGGCCGCAGACGCCGGGCCACGCGAAGACGAGCCGGCCAGCCUCUUCCUGGAGAUCGCGCAGUGGGUCAAGAGCACGCAGGUGGGCCCCGAGCGCGCCAGCCCACCCCCCGACAGCCCCGAGCGCCGCCUGUCUGCCUCUCCACCGGGCCACCCCGCACCCAUCGACGGGGGCGGGAGCCCCCAGUUCGACCUGGACGUGUUCAUCUCCCGCGCCCUGAAGCUCUGCACCAACCCGGAGGACCUGCCAGACAAUAAACUGGGUGACCUCAAUGGUGGGUGCAUCUCUGAGCACCCUGGCGAUCUUGUGCAGACAGAGGCCUUCUCCAAAGAAAGGUGGUGA
Molecule: messenger RNA, 1773 nt
Organism: Prionailurus viverrinus (fishing cat)
Lineage: Eukaryota; Metazoa; Chordata; Mammalia; Carnivora; Felidae
Gene: MAPK4
Product: mitogen-activated protein kinase 4
Exons: 5
Coding region: 1-1773 (590 amino acids)
Biological process (GO): cell surface receptor signaling pathway; protein phosphorylation; intracellular signal transduction
Cellular component (GO): nucleus; cytoplasm
Molecular function (GO): ATP binding; MAP kinase activity
Source: RefSeq, a predicted model, not a curated record